Heterocephalus glaber (naked mole-rat) is the source of this 681-nucleotide messenger RNA. NCBI's taxonomy places the organism in Eukaryota, Metazoa, Chordata, Mammalia, Rodentia, Bathyergidae. The record is from the annotation of a RefSeq genome assembly.
AUGAACGAAAAUCUAUUUGCCCCCUUCUCCACACCAACACUAAUGGGCCUCCCCAUCAUCAUCAUUAUCAUAAUAUUCCCAUCCAUACUACUAUCACGACCCAACCGCCUAAUCAACAACCGACUCACCUCCCUCCAACAAUGAGCAAUCCAAAUAACACUAAAACAACUAAUAACAAUACACAACACAAAAGGCCGCUCAUGAACAUUAAUACUCACAUCCCUAAUCCUAUUUAUCUCAUCUACCAACCUUCUAGGACUACUGCCAUACACCUUUACCCCCACAACACAACUAUCAAUGAACCUAGGAAUAGCCAUUCCACUAUGAGCCGGAACCGUCAUCCUAGGCUUCCGACAUAAAACCAAAAAAUCAUUAGCCCAUUUACUCCCGCAAGGCACCCCAAACCCACUCAUCCCUAUACUAGUAUUAAUCGAAACAAUUAGCUUAUUCAUUCAGCCCGUAGCCCUGGCUAUUCGACUCACAGCCAACAUCACCGCAGGACAUCUAUUAAUACACCUAAUCAGUAAAGCUGUCCUCACCCUAAUUUCCAUCAACAUCACCACAGCCCUGAUUACAUUUACCAUCUUAAUCUUACUCACAAUACUAGAAUUUGCCGUAGCCAUAAUCCAAGCUUAUGUAUUUACUCUACUCGUCAGCCUUUACCUGAACGACAACACCUAA